GACGGAGCAAUGCUGCGGCAUCUACUGAGGAAGCGGCGCACAGCAGACGACUGAGAUUAUAGAGAAACACUCGGAAGAAAUGCUAGCGAUGAUCAGUGAGAGGCGGGCGGAGCUGGAGCAGCAAGCUAGAGAACUCCACGGGAUGAAGCACCUCACUGUGAAGGAUUCCCGCUACUCCAACCUGCUGCAGACGAAAGGCAGACCGAUGUCGCAGACCCGUGACGUGACGGUGUCGUCAGCGCCGCCGCCGCCAUCGCCACCGGUCAACCGGAAGGUCGACCUCUAUGAUGACCCCUCCGUAUUCGACGUCAUAGACAGAGAAGCGAUCGAAGUUGCCAGCGAGGACCAAUCAACGUUUACGGAGCUCGUGCGGCAGCUGACGAGAAACUGCGUAACAGAUGUGGAGAAGGCCAGGGUGAUAUUUCGCUGGAUUACUGUGACGAACCUGAACACUAUGGAGUUUAAUGAGACGCAUGUGGAUGCGGACACGCCGAUGGGACUGCUGCGAGGCAUCAAGGUGGGCACGGAGAGCUACCACGUGCUCUUCAGACGUCUCUGCAGCUACGCGGGUCUACACGGCAUGGUCAUCAAAGGAUUCUCUAAGAGCGCCGGAUACCUCCCCGGAAAGAAAUUCGACGACAAGCGUUUCCGCAACACGUGGAACGCCGUCUAUGUCGCCGGCAGCUGGCGCUUCGUGCAGUGCAACUGGGGCGCGCGCCACCUGGUGAACGCAAAGGACGCGCCGCGACCGAGCGAGCAGUCGCAGGUCGACAACCUGCGCUACGAGUACGACGACCACUACUUCCUCACCGACCCCGACCAGUUCAUCUACGAGUUCUUCCCUUGCCAGCCCGAGUGGCAGCUGCUGCGUCACCCGCUCGCACUGCAGCAGUUCGAGAACCUGCCGUUCGUCCGCUCGUUGUUCUUCAAGUACGGACUGCGGUUCGCGGACGAACGCCAGUCGGCUGUCAUGGUAACGGACGCCAUCGGAGCGGUGACGGCGCGAGUGCUCAUGCCGCGCGCCUUGGUGGAGAACCUCGUGUUUCACUACAACCUGCGCCUGGAGGGCAGCGACGCUGACGUCAUGGAUGGCGUCAGCAUGCGACGCUACGUCAUGCAGACGAUCGUCGGUAACAGCGUCGUGUUUAAGGUGCACACGGCGCUGAAGGGCCGCUACAUCCUCGACGUAUUUGCCAACCUGAUCACCGCCGGACAUAAUUACCUGACGGGCAAGCCGAUGCGCUUCAAGUCCGUCUGUAAGCUGGGCAUCGCCUGCACGCACCUAGAGCGCAGCAUGGUGCCUCUGCCGGACUGCGCGACGGGCGAGUGGGGUCCGCUGAAGGCUUACAAGCUGUUUGGUCUCAUCCCGCGCUCGCACGAAAACGCCGUCAUCAACACCGGCGGCGACGUGCGGCUGUCGUUCGUAAUGAGACGUCCACUACGCAACUUCCAGACAGCCUUGCGUCAGAACGGCGCCGACGAGAAGGUGCUAUCCCGCUACGUGAAGAAGGUGCUAACCGACGAAACCGUCACAUUCGACAUCCGCUUUCCGAGCGACGGUCAGUACGGACUGGACAUCUACACGCGCGAGGUGGCGGCCGCCGCCGCCGAUGUCGGCGCAGACGACAGGGGGAAGCAGCAGAAGCAGCUGCUAACACACUGCUGUAAAUACCUGAUAAACGUGCGUCAGCGCUGAGGGUGGGGCGGGCGAGGAGGGUCGACUGAUACGAGAAACACGGACGAACGGUUGUCAUUCAUAAAAUACAAUCAAUCCUGCGUUACAAUCAUGCAUGCGCAUAUGUGCACGCACGUGAAAGCCCCCAACAUUCCACGCGCAAUAACUAUAUAGUAUAGUAUAGAACUACAGUCGCUAUUAACUCA
Messenger RNA from Priapulus caudatus, 1881 nucleotides. RefSeq names its product kyphoscoliosis peptidase-like. The record is from RefSeq and is a predicted model, not a curated record. The coding region runs from base 80 to 1696 and encodes 538 amino acids. NCBI's taxonomy places the organism in Eukaryota, Metazoa, Priapulida, Priapulimorpha, Priapulimorphida, Priapulidae. The transcript is spliced from 8 exons.